ACUUUCGAAUUUUUUGUUCAUUUAAAGCAUUGGUUUUUCUUUAAUUUUCUGGACUGAUGUUUGUGGUUAUGAUCUAGAUUGUUGGUUGUUUUAAUUUGUCCACAGGAAUGCAAAACAUGGAUUGGAGUUCUUUUAGGUGUGUCAUGGUUUCAAUAGGGUUUGAUUGCUGUGAUUGUAGGCCAUCCAUUGGCCUUGAAACACAUAACCAAUGCUCAUCGAACAAGCAAAAAACAAUUAGAAAGGCACUGUCAUCAAGAGAAAUUAAGGAUGAUUCUGUUAUUGGACCAUAAGGUUUUAAUCUCUUGGAGGUGCUCAAUUUCAGUCAGCUGGGAGAAUGACAGGAUGUUGAUCAGUCUAUUAUACCUUGAGUCUCUUUCUGUUGAGUUGUCAUCGCUAAGCAGUACCUCAGACUCCAGGGACAUCUUAACCCAUAGUGACUCUUAACUCCUUGAAGCAGGGAAUUCAAGAUGAAAACCAGAAGAGUCAAACAUGACAACCAGUAGCUAACCAUGGAGAUCAAUGGUAUAGUAUUGUAGACCAAGUUGUGGCGAACGUGAUUUGUUCAAUAGGGUUUUUUGUCUUGAAAUGGUGAUGAAGAGAUUUGAACCCACUUUCCAACAUAGGUCGCAUCUCUCCUGACAACUCAGCCAACACUAGCAGUGUCAUUUGUGCUAGCAACCCAGUGAUGAUAUGGCAAGUCUCCAAAGUGAAGAAAUGUCAUCCAGACCAAUCAAUGCAAAGUGGAAGAUGCAUAAAUAUUUAAGGCGAUCAAGUGCCAUACUCUGUCAAAGUAGUUCGCUUAACUAACAGACAUGAAAUAUGGAAGGCCGAGUUAAACUUGCUAAUGCUGUCUUGAAUUUUGCUUGCAAUAAUGGAUGUAUUUGCUAUUGAGUCCAAAAGAGCGUUGUGAGAUUGGGUGUAUUGGGAAGCUUCUAUCGAAGCUAGGAUAGAGAUUCUAGCAAUUGUAUCCAUUUCUUUACAUGGUAAAUUUCUACUCGGCUCUUCCAGUGAAAUUUUGUAGUUGUUCUUUUACUGUUCUUCACCAGAAAAAUUUAUCUUCAAUGGAUAAAGAUUGUGAUGUUCC
This is a messenger RNA of Rubroshorea leprosula, 1084 nucleotides long. Lineage: Eukaryota; Viridiplantae; Streptophyta; Magnoliopsida; Malvales; Dipterocarpaceae. The record is from the annotation of a GenBank genome assembly.